AUGGAAGAAGAAGAAGCUAAAUCCAACGGACAAGGAUGUCGGAAACUGUCUUACCGGGGAGCUCGAAAGCGAAAAUGGGGGAAAUGGGUGUCGGAAAUCCGUGAGCCCGGAAAGAAAACUCGGAUAUGGUUAGGAAGCUACGAAGAACCCGAAAUGGCGGCGGUGGCGUAUGAUGUUGCCGCAUCACACUUCCGAGGACCGUCGGCACGACUUAACUUCCCGGAGUUCUUUGGGGCUCUUCCACGGCCCGCGAGCUCCCAAGCAGACGAUGUCCGGCUCGCAGCUCAACAAGCAGCAUUAAUGUUCAGAAGACCAUUAGCAUCAUAUCAAUCACCAAGCGAUGAUCAGACCCGAGUCGGCGGCGGCAUGGUUCCAGCCACUGUAGGGCCGUCGCUGAGCCAGAUUCAGGCCAUAAAUGAGUUGCCGUUGGAUUCACCAAAGAUGUGGAUACAAAUGGCAGAAGCGUUCAUGUUAGGGUUUGAUGAGUCGAUAGCAUUAUAUAACGAUGACGACGAUGGAUUGGAACUGAGAAGAUGGGAAGAAAUACUGAAUGAUCCUAUGUGGGAUUUCUAA
This is a messenger RNA of Neltuma alba, 573 nucleotides long. Its product is annotated as ethylene-responsive transcription factor ERF022-like. Gene Ontology annotation, molecular function: DNA-binding transcription factor activity; DNA binding. The record is from RefSeq and is a predicted model, not a curated record. The transcript has a single exon. The coding region runs from base 1 to 573 and encodes 190 amino acids. Gene Ontology annotation, biological process: regulation of DNA-templated transcription. Lineage: Eukaryota; Viridiplantae; Streptophyta; Magnoliopsida; Fabales; Fabaceae.